Effrenium voratum is the source of this 3534-nucleotide messenger RNA. NCBI's taxonomy places the organism in Eukaryota, Dinophyceae, Suessiales, Symbiodiniaceae. The record is from the annotation of a GenBank genome assembly.
AUGUUGGCAGUUUUGGGGCAGCCACCUGCGAAGCGCAAGCACUGGGCUCGAGCGCGAGACGUAGAUCGCCACCUGCGCGGCAAGAUGGCAGGACCUUCAGGAACCGGAGGCGGUUUCAGAGCAGUGAUCUUUGACUUGGACGGCACUUUGGUGGACACAGAGGAGGCCACCUGCGCCUGGAUUGCCGGGCUUUUGGAGCCAUUUGACCUGCUUUGGACUCCCGAGCUACACCAAGAAGUCGCAGGUACGACCAAGUUCUUUCCGGAAAGGUGUUUGGAAGUAUUGGAGGUUUCGCCGCAAAGGCAGGCAGAGAUCAUGAAGGUUCUGCCACCGAGGUUGACAUCAGCUGAGUAUACCAAAUUCGUGGCUGGUCGCAUGCGUGUCAAGGCUGGCGCAGUGGCGCUGGUGAAGCGCAUUCAAUCUCUACGUCUUCCCAUUGCAUUGUGUACCAGCCGAGCACGUGAUGGUCUAGAGGAAUUGGUGAAGUUGCGUGGCGACUUGAGGGAUUUGCUGGAGCCUAUGGAGGUCCGAGUGAUUGGAUCCGUAGAUCCCCGCAGCGGCGAGAAGCUGAUGGGGAAGCCAGAUCCGGAGGUUUACCAAGUCUGCGCCGACAUCCUCGGCGUGGAGCCGUCACAAUGCUUGGUGGUGGAAGAUGCUCUGGUGGGGGUCCAGGCGGCGAAACGUGCAGGCUGUUUCACCGUGGCAGUGCCGGAGAUCUGGGGCCAUGAAGGCUUUGCUGAGGCGAACUUGUCAUUAAGGUCGCUGGAGGAUGUCCUUGAGCCUGGCACCUGGACCGAACUAUUUGGCCCCCUGCCGCCUCUGCUGGUGGCUUUCGGCAACACCACGGUAGAUGCCGUGUGCACAGUGGAUCAGUCCGAGCUGGACAAGUUGGGCUUGUCACUGGGGACUGAAGCAACUGGCUUGACAGACACGGAGAAGCUUGCACUUGUUGAAUAUGCUCUGAGUUGUUGUGAAGCUGUACUGGCCGGCGGGGCAGCCAUGAAUACCGUGCGAGUGGCCAACUGGAAAGCCAUGCAUCGAGCUGCCUUCAUUGGUGCGGUGGGAUGCGAUCACAAUGCUGCCAUACUGCUGAAGGCACUUCGAGAGGUGGGAGUGGUUCCAUUGCUCAAGCGUGUUCCCGACUGCAAAACAGGAGUUUGCGGAGUUUUGGUGGAGUCCAAAACCCGCGAUCGCACGCUUUCAACUGUCCGGGGUGCUUCAGCCUUUGUAGAUCCCGCGUGGAUGGAGCAACCCGAGGUGUCUUGCCUGGUUCAGGAAGCUUCCAUUGUAUACAUCACCGCUUUCGUCCUCACUUCUCAGCCACGCCUUGCCGCUGCGGAAGCUCUGGCAGAGCGAGCUCUCCGGGCAGGAGCCAAGCUGGCCCUGAACCUCUCUUCGGCGGGUCUUUUGCACAAGGUGAAGGACGCCUUGCUGCGGCUCUUGCCUAAGAGCAGCUUCGUGUUUUGCAAUCGUGGUGAGCUUCUGGGCUGGGCGGCGGUUCUUGAGUGGGACGCUGACCCAGCCCUGCGCCUGGCGGGCAUGCUGAGACCUGCCGGCGUCGCAGUGGUCACCGCAGGACCGACAGAGUUCAUGAAGCUCUGCGAGGCAGCACUCCAGGACCUGUACAAGGAGUUUGUGCACAGAGAAGAUGACAGCAUGCCCCAGAAGGUGCCACUGAUACAGCUUGCAAUCAAGACCGACGCAGACCUCGAUGGAACCUUUGGGACAAUGAAGCCCAAAAUGAUCCGAGAUCUCACUUCGGACCAGGUUGAGAAGCUUAUUGUGAUCCAGGGCAUUGUUGCCUCAGUGAAGACUCCACGCGACAAGGUCCGAAAGGUGGUACUGAAGUGCAGCAACUGUGAGAAUGUGGAAGAGGUCAUUGUGGAGACGGGAUUCACUGCAGCGCACAUUCCGGGCGCCUGCAAGGGAAACGCUUUCCGUGCAGGGAACAUGGAGAAGUGCCCGCCAAAUUCGUUUGUGGCAGUUGGAGAUCUGUGUGAGUAUGCAGUUGACCAGUCUAUCCGGCUACAAGAGCUGCCAGAACACGUACCAGUGGGCGAGAUGCCUCGGAGCAUUGAGCUUUGCGCGCAAAUGUAUGACGUGGACAAAGCCAGCCCCGGGACCAGGCUCACUUGUAUCGGAAUCUUCUGCGCGACCGAGAAGUCAGCUGGUGACAAGUUGUCGAAGGGAAGGAAUCAGGGCACCAACACAGUGAAGUAUUCUUACAUCCAGGUGCUGGGCCUCCAGCUGGCCCAGGGCAAGGGCCAGGGCGGUCCCAAGCUCAGCGCCGAAGAGGAGGAGCACUUCGAGCACAUGGCCAAGGAUCCCCAAAUCAGAGAGAUGAUAUUCAAGUCAAUCGCACCUGCAAUUUGUGCAAGCGAGAAGGACUCUAUCAAUCAGGUCAAACGAGCCAUAGCUUGCCUGCUUUUCGGAGGGUCGAGAAAACAGCUGCCCAGCGGCAAUCGUUUGCGAGGUGACAUCAACGUGCUUUUGCUCGGCGACCCUGGAACUGCAAAGAGUCAGUUCCUGAAGUUUGCGAACCAGGUGGCUCCGAUUGCAGUGUACACUAGCGGCAAGGGCAGCAGCGCUGCGGGUCUCACUGCUGCCAUUGUCAAGGAUGGUGGGGGCUUUACACUGGAAGGCGGAGCAAUGGUUCUGGCCGACAAUGGCUUGGUUUGCAUUGACGAGUUUGACAAGAUGGACGAGAAAGACCGUGUUGCUAUCCAUGAGGCCAUGGAGCAACAGACCAUCUCCAUUGCCAAAGCUGGCAUGACAACCAUGUUGAACACUCGCUGCAGUGUGCUUGCUGCGGCUAAUCCACGAUUCGGGUCCUACGAUGAUCUCUCUGACACUGCGGAUCAGAUGGAUUUUCAGACUACCAUCCUCUCCCGGUUUGACAUGAUGUUCUUGGUCAAGGAUGUCAGAGACCCCGAGCGCGACUACAAACUGGCCAAGCAUUUGGUGGCGCUUCACAGCGGAGCUCAGCUGGAGGAGACCAAGGCGCCUCUUACAAACCAGGAAUUGCGCAAGUACAUUACCUACUGCCGCAGCAAAUGCUCGCCGCGUAUUACAAAGGAGGGUGCCGAGGUCUUGAAGAACCACUAUGUCGCCAUCCGAAAGGCGAUGAAGUCAGAGAAGGCCACCAUUCCCAUUACAGUGAGGCAGCUGGAAGCCAUCGUGCGAAUUGCGGAGAGCCUUGCCAAGAUGGAGCUGCAGGAGGACGCUGACGUGAGCCAUGUUGAGGAGGCAUUGAGACUGUUCACGGUGUCAACGCUGGACUCUGCAAAUCGCGAGCGCAACGGUGUGGGGAUUGAUGUGCUGUCAGAUGACGAGAAGAAGGAGCUGCUGGAGGCGGAGGAGGUCAUCCGAAGAUUGGUUCCGCGUGGCGGUCGCAAGAACAAGUUCCUGCUGGAGCAGCAGCUCGUUUCCUUGGGAGGCGUUGCCGAGCAAAUGGCCCGCAGGGCGAUCCACUUGAUGACUCGACGGGGCGAGCUGGAGGAGAAGGCAAACAACACCCUGAAAAGGAGCGGGUGA